CACUGGCUGUGUGAGAACCUGUUGGCUGGUGGCUCUCCACGAUCAGUGGCAGUACUUUUUAAAAAGGAACUAAAAGUGAUCAGCAGGAGGACACAGGAAGUUUUGCAAGAUCAUUCUCUGUUUCUGCAAAUAAGGAAGUACUGCACAGUGUGUAAGCCUGCCCUCUGAAGCAGCAACACCACAGGCUGAGGUAGACACUGAUAAGAUGGGGGACAAGACGCGAGAAGGGAAAGGGCCCAUUGUGGAAGACACAAAGGUGAAAGUGCUUCACGACACUGAAGCGUCACUCGGGCCCGAUGACAAAGCUGACUACCCUGCUGCCGGUGCGAACUCGAUCUACUCUGCCAUCCUGAGCAGAAACGAGGCCGUCAAGGAUGCCAAGCGCCUCAAGACAUUUCUGGAGCUGCGGGACAAAUACGUGAAGAAGAAGGUGGUGUUCGAGGACCCCCUGUUCCCUGCGGACGACUCCUCGCUCUUCUACAGUCACAAGCCUUCCAUGAAGAUUGAGUGGAAACGCCCCUCGGAAAUCUGUGAAAACCCUGAGUUCAUCGUGGAUGGAGCCAACAGGACAGACAUCUGCCAGGGAGAAUUGGGUGACUGCUGGCUGCUCGCCGCCAUCGCCUGCCUGACGCUGAACGAGAAGCUGCUGUACAGAGUGAUCCCCCCGGAUCAGAGCUUCACCCGGGACUACGCCGGCAUCUUCCACUUCCAGUUCUGGCGUUAUGGCGAAUGGAUCGACGUGGUCGUGGACGACCGCGUUCCCACCUGCAGGAACCAGCUGGUGUUCACCAAAUCCUUCAGGAAGAACGAGUUCUGGAGCGCUCUUUUGGAAAAGGCUUACGCAAAGCUGCACGGCUCUUACGAGGCACUGAAAGGGGGGAACACGCUGGAGGCGAUGGAGGAUUUCACAGGUGGAGUCACCGAGUUCUUCGAGUUGUCCGAGGCGCCCAAAGAGCUCUACAGCAUCAUGAAGAAGGCGCUGGCGAGAGGCUCGCUGAUGGGCUGCUCCAUCGAUGUCGUUUCAGCCAGUGAAGUGGAGACUCGGACCGAACAGGGGCUGGUCAAAGGCCAUGCCUACUCCAUCAUAGGCCUGGAGGAGUGUGACGUGGUCGCAAAAAACACCAAAAUUCGCCUGAUUCGUCUGCGCAACCCCUGGGGCCUGGUGCUGUGGAAGGGACCGUGGAGUGCAAAUUCAAAGGAGUGGCCGAGCAUUUCCAUUGCAGACAAGGAGAACCUAAGAAAACAGACCGUGGAGGCGAGUGAGUUCUGGAUGUCUUUCGAUGAAUUCAAGAGGAACUUCACCAAGCUGGAGAUGUGUAACCUGACCCCCGAUGCCCUGCAGGGUGAGGAGAGACACAGCUGGACGGUGUCCAUCAACGAGGGCCGGUGGGUGAGAGGCAGCUCUGCUGGCGGCUGCAGGAACUUCCCGGACACGUUUUGGACAAACCCCCAGUACCGGCUGCAGCUCAAUGAGGAGGAUGACGACCCAGAGGACGGACAGGUCGCCUGCACGGUUGUCGUGGCUCUGAUGCAGAAAGGUCGACGGAUGCAGCGCCACCAAGGGGCCAGAUUCCUCACCAUCGGCUUUUCUAUCUACGAGGUGCCGAAGGAGAUGUGCGGACAGAAUCAACAUCUGCAGAAGGACUUCUUCCUGUACACGGCCUCGAGGGCCAAAUGCAAGAUGUACAUUAAUCUGCGAGAGGUGACGGAGCGUUUUCGCCUGCCCCCGGGGGAGUACGUCGUCAUCCCCACGACCUUUGAGGCCCACCGAGAGGGCGAGUUCAUCCUCAGGGUCUUCUCCGAGAAGCAGAGCACGUCCGAGGAGGCGGAGAACACAAUCGAGCCGGGACAAAUUCAGCAAGACAAGAAAAAGAAAGAAAAGCCAAUUGUGUUUGUGUCAGACAGAGCACGUGCCAACAAAGAGAUUGAGCAUGACGGCAUUCAGGGGGAAAAGAGGAAGAAACCGAAGCGAAAGCUGUUAGAACCCGAGGAAGAGACUGAAGAGGAAAAACAGUUCAGGGCCAUUUACCAACAGAUAUCCGGCGAGGACAUGCAGAUCUGUGCCAACGAACUCAAGACGAUCAUGAGGAACGUCCUCGCCAAACACAGUGAAAUAAAGACGACAGACGGUUUCAGCCUCGAGACAUGUCGGAGUAUGAUCGCCCUGAUGGAUACCGACGGGACAGGAAAGCUGAACCUGCAGGAGUUCAAGCACUUGUGGAAAAAGAUCAAGGAGUGGCAGCUGAUCUUCAAGCGCUUCGAUCAAGACAAAUCCGGUUCCAUCAGUAGUUUUGAGAUGAGGAACGCUGUUAAUGGUGCAGGGUUUCACCUCAACAAGCAGCUGUAUGACAUCAUAGCAAUGCGCUACGCGGACGAACACCUCAACAUCGACUUUGACAGCUACAUCUGCUGUUUUGUGAGGCUGGAGGGCAUGUUCAGGGCUUUCAACGCCUUCGACAAAGACGGAGAUGGGAUAAUCAAACUCAACGUCCUGGAGUGGCUUCAGCUGACCAUGUACUCUUAAAAUCGCCUUCUCGACCCCCGACGUAGCUGCUGCUGCUGCAGACAGGCGCUACUCAAGUUUGACACCAACUUUGUCAUGGCUCCACUCUCCUGCAACUUUUACUUAAUUUGCUUUUAUUCCUAAGCGUUAUUGAACAACGUGAAUUGCACAGGCUGCGAAUACAACAAAGUCUCAAUGUCAACAUCAAGACAGUGAUGCAAACAGUCUAUUGAAGUCUACAGAUGCCGUUUCCAUGUUGCAAAUCUCUCAGUGAAUCAGCACUGUUUGACAAAUCCUUACAGAAUUACUUAAUGUAUAGUUUUUAAAUAUACUGCAGACAAACACUGAAUUCUAUUCGUCUUUUCAUUGCUGUACACAUUUAUUACAAAGGAAUACAUACUAUAACAAGUAAUAACUUUAAUGCAGUAUCAAGUUAUACUCAGAAAGUUGUCAGUUCUCAGACAAAACUGAAACGCACAACCUCAACUUUAGAGCAAAUCUGAACAAGAUGGAUUCUAACGGCAUAAUUACAGCACAAGCUGCUUCACAAACAUACUGAGGAGUUCAUAUUAGUGUUGCAUAGUUGUAGAAAUAGCUUCAGGUCACACUUCUGAAGAGGCAUAUUGUGGAAUACCGUAUAUUUUGAGGUGUCUAGAGUCGCAGGUCAUGUAUUCACAGUAUUGACAACAAAAUAAAAAGCACUUUGAUCCCAA
Scophthalmus maximus (turbot) is the source of this 3216-nucleotide messenger RNA. RefSeq names its product calpain 3b (gene capn3b). Gene Ontology annotation, biological process: proteolysis; negative regulation of apoptotic process. Gene Ontology annotation, molecular function: calcium-dependent cysteine-type endopeptidase activity; calcium ion binding. The transcript has 23 exons. Gene Ontology annotation, cellular component: cytoplasm. Bases 206 to 2524 code for a protein of 772 amino acids. NCBI's taxonomy places the organism in Eukaryota, Metazoa, Chordata, Actinopteri, Pleuronectiformes, Scophthalmidae. The record is from RefSeq and is a predicted model, not a curated record.